Messenger RNA from Ahaetulla prasina, 1184 nucleotides. Its product is annotated as sulfotransferase 1C2-like. Bases 137 to 1033 code for a protein of 298 amino acids. Gene Ontology annotation, biological process: sulfation. Gene Ontology annotation, molecular function: sulfotransferase activity. Lineage: Eukaryota; Metazoa; Chordata; Lepidosauria; Squamata; Colubridae. The record is from RefSeq and is a predicted model, not a curated record. The transcript has 8 exons. Gene Ontology annotation, cellular component: cytoplasm.
GGGAUGAACAGAUUCGAGUUAAUCUCAGCGUUCCAGAAAAAACCCCAACUCCACUCCGAAGCAAGCAUUGUUCAAAGUUCUAUUUACUAGGAUAGAUUUUUUUGCCGGUCUUGUCCAUUUGUUAUAGCUAACGACCAUGGAGCAAGGAAAAGAUCCCAUGUCAGACACCCGGCCUGGACUAGGCGAGGUGGAAGGGAUUCCCUUACCACAAAGCACUUGUAAUGAAUGGGACCGGAUCCAGUGCUUCCAAGCCAAGCCAGAUGACGUACUUCUUUGUACUUACCCCAAAUCAGGUACCACUUGGUUACAAGAGAUAGUGGAUAUGAUCCAACAAGAAGGCGACCUGGAGAAAUGUCAGAGAGCCUCUGUGCAUCAUCGACACCCAUUCAUUGAAUGGGCAAGGCCAUUCCAGACCUUAGGAGUGGACCAAGCUGAUAUGAUGCCUUCUCCAAGGACCCUCAAGACUCACCUUCCUGUCCAGCUGCUCCCUAAGUCCUUCUGGGCAGAGAACUGCAAGUUCAUUUACAUGGCAAGAAAUCCCAAGGAUUGCCUAGUGUCCUAUUUCCAUUUCCAAAGAAUGAACAAAACGUUACCCCAUCCUGGAACAUGGGAGGAAUAUUUGGAGAUUUUCAUGGCAGGCAAAGUGGCGUGGGGCUCUUGGUACAAUCACGUAAAGGAUUGGUGGAAAGCAAAAGAUACUUACCGUGUCCUGUAUCUCUUUUAUGAAGACAUUAAAAAAGACCCAAAGAAUGAAAUCCAGAAGAUAAUGCAAUUUAUAGGGAAGCAAUUAGACAUGGCAACCCUAGACAAGAUUGUGCAUCAUACCUCCUUUGAAGUCAUGAAGCAGAACCCCAUGGUCAACCGAGCAAAUGCACCCCUGUCCGUCAUGGACCAGUCCAUUUCUCCAUUCAUGAGAAAAGGAAUGGUUGGUGACUGGAAAAACCACUUCACAGUGGCUCAAAAUGAAUGGUUUGAUGAAGACUACCGGAAAAAAAUGUUAGAUACUGAUUUGACUUUCACUAUGGAACUCUAAGGAUCCUUCUGAUUUUCAUUUCACUUGUUUUCCUGCUAUCCCAGUCUCAUUUGGUUCUCCUCCUCCAGCCUCCACAGUGCUUCGGUCACACUUUCUGGAGCCUCGCUUGUUCUAGUUUUCUGUAGAUCCUAUAUUUUGUUAAAUUGAUUAA